ACGCCGAACAACUGUAAACGUUACCGAGUACUCGAUUGAAGUACCAUUGUAUGUGGUUUUUUUUUGUAUUUGCACUGUUGAGAAGAGAUUUUUAAUCGGUUCUCGUUCGAAAACACCGCUGGAGAACAAUGGGGUCGUCCAAACAUAAGAAAAAAGACAAAAAAAAACGCCAUCAUUCCAGCGAUUCGUCUGACGGUGGCGGCGGCGACGCAUCGUCCAAACACAGGAAAAGAAGACAUCCGUCUAGCGAUUUAUCGGAUGUGGACGUUGCCAAUAAGCAUAAAAAACACAAGAAACACCAUAAGAAAAAAGAAAAGUCCAAAGACAGACACAAAUAUCAUAGUUCUGAUGAUGAUGUUAUUUUUGUACCACCGCCACCUAAAAUAUCUCGAAAUGAAGUUAGAACUCCACCUCCUCCAAGCCUUACACCACCACCACCUCCUACCAUAUCAUCAUCAUCUGAUAGUCUUUCCAUUGAAGAAACUAAUAAAAUCAGGGCUAAAUUGGGUCUUAAACCAUUGCAAAUGGAAAACAAAGAAACUACUAAGAGUAGAGAUGAUGGAUUAGAAGUUAUUGCUGGUGAUGAAGGAGAAUUUGUUCAUAAACCUGCAUUAAGUAUAACAGAAAAGAAUAAAAGUGAUAAAAUAAAAACAAGAAUAGCUGAAAAAAAAGAAAAACGUUUGAUUGAAAACAAAAUUUUAAAUGUGAAAAAGUUAGCUGACAGUGAUUCAGAAGAAGAUGCUAUUAGUUGGGUUAACAAAACAAAAACAAUUCAAGAAGAAAUGGAAAAAGCAAAGAAAAAGGCCCAAGAAUUGGAAGAAAUGGAUAAUGUAUUUGGUGUUGGUGAUCUAAUUGAAGAAAGUACGAGAAGUGAAAUGAAGAAUUUUUAUUCUAGCAAACACUUGAAAGGAUUGGAAGUUCAACAUUCAUUGGAUGAAUUUGUAGAAGGAAAAGAAAUAAUUUUGACAUUACAAGAUAAAGAUGUUUUAGCCGAAGAUGCAGAUGUCUUGGUCAAUGUUAAUAUGGUGGAUAAUGAAUCAUAUAAACAAAAUAUUGACAGACGAAAGCAACGUCCAAAUUAUAGUGGUUAUGAUGAAUUAGAUGACAUGGAUAUUGAUAAACCAAGUGUGAUCCUUGGAAAAUAUGAUGAAGAAAUUGAAGGAUUAAAAAAAAAAAGCUUUAAACUGGGUGUUGAUGAAUACAAAGUAAAACGAGAUACUAUAAAAGAGAAAUUAAAAAAAAAUUUAAAUCAAGAUACUUUAAAUACGACUCAAUUGAAACUUGCAUCUGAUUAUUAUAAUGCUUCUGAGAUGAGUGUUAAAUUUAAAAAAGUCAAGAAAAAAAAAUUAAGGGUUAAUCCAAUAACAGCAGACAAAUUGGAAAAGUCUUUAAGGCUUGCAAAUAAUAAGGCCGAAGAUAAUGAUGAUGAUGAUAUUGAUGAUGUUCUACUAGGUGAUUCAAUGGAUGUUGAUGAAAUUAAAAUGCAAAAUGAAGAAGAAGAUGAUUUGGGAUUGCAAUUGGCAUUAAAAAAAGCAAGAAAACUAAAGCAAUUAGAAACAAUUGGAAAAAAAACUGAAUUAGCUAAUUUAUUAGUUAAAACUGAGUAUAAUGAGAAUGCACUUGGAGCAAUUGUAUUGAACUCUACUGCAGAGUUUUGUAGAACUCUUGGAGAUAUACCAACUUAUGGUAAAGCUGGAAACAGAGAAGAAGAAGAAGAUGAAUCAUUAAUGGACUAUGACAAAAAUUAUAUUAAACAAGAAAAUUCAGUUGAUUCUGAUGGGUCUAAUGAUGGAUGGAGAGAAGUGGAAAUGGAGAAAAAAUUGAUAGACUUAAAAACAAUUGAUAGUAAGCCAAUUUUAGAACCAGAACCUGACUUAGGUAAAGGCGUAGCUGGUGCAUUGAGAUUGGCUAUGAGUAAGGGAUAUAUUGAAAAAGAAGAAAAUGCUCGACCGUCUGCUUCACGAUUUGCUCAUUUACAAGCAAAAAAUUAUUCUAUUGAAGAUAAAACAUUUUUGGCUGAAGAUGAUAAAUUGAGUAGGAGAGAUAGAUAUAGUGGCCCUACUGUAGAAUUCAGGGAAAAAGAUAGUUAUAAACCAAAUAUAAAACUUGAUUAUAUUGAUGAUGAUGGCCAUUUAUUGAGCGAAAAAGAAGCAUUCCGGUAUUUAUCACAUAAAUUUCAUGGCAAAGGCCCUGGUAAAAAUAAAAUAGAAAAACGUAUAAAGAAAGCUGAACAAGAAGCAUUAAUGAAACAAAUGAGCUCAACUGAUACUCCACUUGGUACUUUAAAUAUGUUGCAAUCCAAACAAAAACAAACACAAUCCCCUUACAUAGUUUUGAGUGGAACUAAGUCAGCUCAUCAAAACCAUGGAGGUUCUAUUUCGAAAACAAAAAUCGGUUGAGAUUUGUAACAAUUUGCUAAUUUUUAACAUUUUAUUGCUAAAUAUGUAUAACAACGGACAAUUUUUUUUUAUUAUUUGAUAACUGAUAAUU
Messenger RNA from Sipha flava (yellow sugarcane aphid), 2490 nucleotides. RefSeq names its product U4/U6.U5 tri-snRNP-associated protein 1. Gene Ontology annotation, cellular component: U4/U6 x U5 tri-snRNP complex. The transcript is spliced from 16 exons. Lineage: Eukaryota; Metazoa; Arthropoda; Insecta; Hemiptera; Aphididae. Bases 129 to 2399 code for a protein of 756 amino acids. Gene Ontology annotation, biological process: mRNA cis splicing, via spliceosome; maturation of 5S rRNA. The record is from RefSeq and is a predicted model, not a curated record.